Messenger RNA from Closterium sp. NIES-67, 2262 nucleotides. Lineage: Eukaryota; Viridiplantae; Streptophyta; Zygnematophyceae; Desmidiales; Closteriaceae. The record is from the annotation of a GenBank genome assembly.
UGAUGAGUGCGAGUUGCUUGCACCGUACCACACCACACAAGCUGACUCCACAGAUACCAGGACUCGUAACCCUAGCAGAUUACAGGCAGACUCGGCGUUUCUCUCUGAGUUAAGCUCCUGACACUGCAGUCUGUGAUAGCUUGCUGUUGUGAUGGAAGGUGAAAGUGAAAAGAAGACGGGAGAGAAGCCCGCGGAAGAUGAUGGUGGAAUCGCACCUCUUCCAGAAAGGGUUCAAGUCGGCGGAUCACCAGUGUACAAGAUGGAUCGGAAGCUGGGAAAGGGAGGUUUUGGCCAAGUCUACGUGGGUCGUAGAGUUCACGGAGGGACUGAGCGAGUUGGCCCUCAUGCUGUCGAGGUAGCACUGAAAUUCGAGCAUAGAAGCAGUAAGGGAUGCAACUAUGGGCCACCAUACGAGUGGCAAGUUUACAACACGCUGGGAGGGAGCCAUGGAGUUCCUAGGGUUCACUACAAAGGCAGACAAGGCGACUAUUAUGUUAUGGUCAUGGACAUGCUCGGACCGAGCUUGUGGGACGUCUGGAACAAUUCUAAUCAAGCGAUGUCGACGGAAAUGGUUGCGUGUAUUGCCGUGGAAGCUCUUUCCAUUCUGGAGAAGUUGCACGCACGAGGAUACGUUCAUGGAGACGUGAAGCCAGAAAAUUUCCUUUUAGGCCAGCCAGGAUCCCCUGACGAGAAGAAGCUGUACCUUGUUGACCUCGGACUUGCAACACGGUGGAAGGACGCAACUUCUGGUCAGCAUGUGGAGUAUGAUCAACGUCCAGACAUCUUCAGGGGAACUGUCCGAUACGCCAGUGUCCAUGCGCAUCUUGGACGCACAGGCAGCAGGAGAGACGAUUUAGAGUCCCUGGCUUACACGCUGGUCUUCCUUUUGAGAGGACGCUUGCCAUGGCAGGGCUACCAGGGAGACAACAAGGGCUUCUUGGUUUGCAAGAAGAAGAUGGCCACGUCUCCUGAGAUGCUGUGCUGCUUUUGUCCAGUCCCUUUCAAGCUCUUUUUAGAGUAUGUGGUGAACCUGAAGUUCGAUGAGGAGCCGAACUAUGGAAAGUGCAUUGCAAUGUUCGACCCUGUUUUGGGACCCAUCCCUGCACAUCGACCCAUUGACACAGAAGGCGCUUUGAAGGUGGGUCAGAAGCGUGGACGCUUGACAGCGGAGGAGGAAGCAGACGACCAACCAAAGAAGAAGGUUCGACUUGGAAUGCCUGCCACACAGUGGAUUUCGGUGUACAGUGCUCGUCGGCCAAUGAAGCAAAGAUACCACUACAAUGUGGCUGACGCGAGACUAGCUCAACACGUGGAGAAGGGGAAUGAGGACGGGCUGUUCAUCAGUAGUGUGGCGUCAUGCCAGAACUUGUGGGCCCUCAUCAUGGAUGCUGGCACAAACUUUACAUCCCAAGUCUAUGAACUUUCUCAUGUCUUUCUCCCGAAGGAGUGGAUCAUGGAGCAAUGGGAGCGGAAUUACUACAUUACCUCAAUUGCAGGGGCCAGCAAUGGAAACUCCUUGGUAGUCAUGUCUAAAGGAACCUCCUACACACAACAGUCUUACAAAGUGAGCGACUCGUUCCCUUUCAAGUGGAUAAACAAGAAAUGGAGGGAAGGCUUUUAUGUCACAUCCAUGGCAACUGCUGGCAGCAGAUGGGGGGUUGUUAUGUCACGAAAUGCUGGCUUCACUGACCAGGUGGUUGAGCUCGACUUCUUGUAUCCUAGUGAAGGGAUCCAUCGCCGGUGGGAUGCUGGUUACCGGAUUACAGCAACUGCAGCAACUUGGGAUCAAGCUGCCUUUUUGUUAAGCAUCCCAAGACGACGUCCUGCAGAUGAGACUCAGGAGACUUUGCGAACAUCAGCCUUCCCAAGCACACAUGUCAAGGAAAAGUGGGCAAAGAACCUGUACAUCUCGUCGAUCAGCUAUGGUCGCACUGUCUCUUAGUUGGCGGAAGUGAUGCAUGUGAUCCCUCGCUUAGAGCCCAUUGAUUUUUUUCAAUGCUGGUCCCCUGCCAGUGUUACCAUAGGUGGUUGGCAGCAGGCUCCCACACUGUAUGGAGCCACAUUGUUUUGUAGAUGUCUUCGGGUUGCAUUGUGCAUGGUAUCCUGCCACCCAUUUGGAAUCCCUGGCUUUUUUGCUUGUGGGAGCCAUUCUAUUACGUCAUGCUCCCUCGCGUCUGCUAUUUAUGCUGCAAAUUUCUUUGAAACCAUACAAUUUUUUAGGUACUCAUGUGGAGUUGUAUCCAGGCCCCCAAAUUGCAGACU